This is a messenger RNA of Rotaria socialis, 450 nucleotides long. The record is from the annotation of a GenBank genome assembly. NCBI's taxonomy places the organism in Eukaryota, Metazoa, Rotifera, Eurotatoria, Philodinida, Philodinidae.
AUGGGAUCAAAAUCCUCACCGUCCGAUGUCAUUAAUCUGAAAUUAAUUCUGGUCAGUGGCAAAACAGCUGAAUUUCAAUUUCGAGCAAUGACAACAGCAUCCGAUGUAGCUAAAUAUGUGUUCGAAAAAUGGCCUGAAAAUUGGGGUGAUGAAGAACGAGUGGAUCGUUAUGACGUAUUAAGAUUAAUAUAUCAAGGAAGAUUUUUACAUGGGAAUGUUACACUAGGAGCUUUACGUUUUCAACAAGGCAAAACAAUUGUGAUGCACCUUGUUCCACGUGAAAAUCUCCCUGAGCCAGCCGAUGGCGAUCACAAACGAAAAUAUAAGCAUGAAAAUAAUCAAGACCGAACAGCUGAUCAUUCACCAAAUGCACUAUCAUCACAUCGAUCAGACACUGCUAGUCCCAAUCCAGCAACAGCUGGGUGCUGUGAAAGAUGUACAAUAGCAUAA